CAUGGAUAAACUUAUAUUUUUUCAUUUCCGUCUCUGAACUCCUGGAUCUCGAGGAAACCCAUGCACGAUGCAUCAUCUUCCUACAUCCAGAUCGAUUUGAACAGUCCCAUGCUAAACAGCACGGCAGUUUUUUUAUAGGAAAUCUAUGAAUCACAAGUCUGUUGUGCUUAUGGGGCUGGCUCAAAUUGGUCACGUGAGUGCCUUCUACCCAAUAACAGUCUUACUCGAUUGAAAUCAGGCUCCUCCAUUUAUUGCUCUGAGUUAUAUAUUUCCCAGUAUUAGUCGAAAUGGUGGACGUUAAAGAUAAUCCUCUUGGAGUAUCAUGGCAAGACAGUUCUCUUAUUCCUCUUCUGAAUCCUGGAAAUAUCAUGGAUUAUUUUUCUAGUAGAAGUAACUCAUUUUAUGACCGUACUUGUAAUAAUGAAAUUGUGAAGAUGCAGCGUUUAAAUCCUGAGCAUUUAUCAAACAUGACUGGUUUGGAAUACAUUCUUCUUCAUGUGCAAGAACCAAUUUUGUAUGUUAUCAGAAAACAGCACAGACAUUCUCCUACUCAAGGUGAACAUUAAUUCUUUUGUG
Messenger RNA from Limulus polyphemus (Atlantic horseshoe crab), 576 nucleotides. Its product is annotated as mediator of RNA polymerase II transcription subunit 6-like. Lineage: Eukaryota; Metazoa; Arthropoda; Merostomata; Xiphosura; Limulidae. The coding region runs from base 288 to 566 and encodes 92 amino acids. The transcript is spliced from 3 exons. Gene Ontology annotation, molecular function: transcription coactivator activity. Gene Ontology annotation, biological process: regulation of transcription by RNA polymerase II. The record is from RefSeq and is a predicted model, not a curated record. Gene Ontology annotation, cellular component: mediator complex; core mediator complex.